This is a messenger RNA of Symbiodinium necroappetens, 1738 nucleotides long. The record is from the annotation of a GenBank genome assembly. NCBI's taxonomy places the organism in Eukaryota, Dinophyceae, Suessiales, Symbiodiniaceae.
GACCCCGAUGGCCGCACCGGCUGAAGAGCUUUGUGGCGCCAGGGCGGUGACGAAUGUGCAGACGGAGCUGCGCAGCUUCAAGGAAGCAGCCCUUGCUUACCUCAUCCUAGCGCACGACAAGUUUGUCCAGGUUCGCCGCCUCGUUGCACGGCUGCUGCCUCCAUCAGACGGACUGGCACUGGUGCACUUGGACCAGAAGGUGGCGACGGAGAGCCAACUCGAGGACUUCCGGAGGUGGGCUGCCACGUCCUUCGACAAUGGACGCGAGCGUGUGCGGAUCUUUAGCGAGUUCUCCGUGCACCGCGGCGGGCGAUCGAUGCUGGACGUGCAGCUGCGUGCCAUCGCGCUCCUCCUGGCCAGUCCCGUCGCCUGGGAGUACUACAUCAACCUCAGUGAUACGCAUUACCCAGCCGAUGCCGCUAGCUGGUUCGCCUCCUAUCUGUGGCUUCACCAGGGCACGAAUUAUGCCAGGAUCACCUCCACGAAGUACUACGACCCGACCCUGCAAGGCGGCCGCCAUGCGACCUACUCGGGGCCACGGGCCGAGGAUGUCUACAUCGCCUGUGAUCGCUCCUUGGCCUUCGAAUGCGACGGCCAACUCUUCUCCCUGACGCCAGGCGAGAAGUUCCCGGCGCUCUUCGCUGGAGUCACCUCUGCUUCGGGGCCGGAGUGGGUUAUUCUCAGCCGCUCCUUCUUGGCAUAUGUGGAUGAAGGCCUGAAAGAGGGCGCAAGUUUGGUCUCCAGGCUGUAUGACGACCUCGUCUCUCUCAGCAUUCCCGAGGAGACCUUCUUUCAGACACUGCUUCUCACGUCGCCUUUCUGCAACACCCUGCUGCGGCACGAGUUCCUGUAUCUGGACUUGUACGAUGCUCCCUGGCGCACGUCGCCUCAAAGCGACUUUCCCUUCCAGAGUCCGAGGCGACUCAACGUCACCCACCUGCCCGAUAUCGCCAAAGAGAAGCCAUGGUUCGUGCGGAAGAUCGACGCUGCGCAGCCGGGCUCCGCCGCCUUGCGGGCGUCCCUGGAGGCUGCCAUCACCCGCCGCAGCCGAGAUGGAAGGUGGCUCGCAGCCCGAAUCCCUCGGCCGCUGUCGCGCGCCCUCGGUACGGAACUGCAGGGUGCCGAAUUCCGGCAUGCCGUCGCCGUUUCGGCGCAUUUGGCGCCGAGAUGCAUGCGGGUCCGGCUCAUGGGAACUCCACAAGGAGGCCCCAGCGGCCCUUCACUGCGCCGCGCCCGGGCGGCCGGGUCCCUGCUUCUGACGGAGCGCGCCGCCGUGGCCCGGAGGGAAGCGCUUCCGAGGGAGGUCUUGCCGCCUGUGGUCGCACUGCGAGUCGGCUGCGGCUGGGACGAGGAUGCGUACCAGUUUCGCGGUGACGUCUCACUGAUCGACGCCAGUGACUGCCCCAACGCGAGCCUCGUCUCCUACCUGAACAAUGUGGGGUUUGAGGGCGAGGUCGCCAUUCAUUGGUACCUGGACGGGCACUUGCAGCGCCAGUCCGGCGGGAAGAUCCCGAAAGGUUUCAGCAUGUUCGUGGACAAUCUGCGAGAUCCAGUGCCCGGGCAGUGGUCUGUUCGUUUGACAGAUGUGACUUCGGGACACAGGAUUGGAGAGCGUGGCUUCAUCGUUUAUGAUGCCCGCGAUGUGGGGGCCCUGGGGGCCCUGGGAGCUGGCAUGCCGAAGACUCUGAGGCUUCUCAGCCAGCUCGAGGGUACAAUGCUCACGAUUCCUCCCUCUUAG